CCCCGCCCCCAGAGGGGCUCUCCAGGGGCCCGCCCCCGCUGAACGGCCCGUGACACCUCAGGCCGCACCGCACUACGGCGCGUUACUAUAGAAACCAAGAACAACAGGAGUCCGGUUCCGCUUCCCGCUUUGCCUCAGCCGGCGCGCGCAAACGGGUGGGGGGGAAGAAGAGAGGCGUGCGCAUGCGCAGUCGCUCUCUCGGGGGCUCCCGGCGCAUGCGCGCGAACGGCCUGGCGCGGAGCUGCAGCCGGAGCCGGGACGAUGUCUCGCUACGGGCGCUAUGGAGGCGAGACCAAGGUGUACGUGGGGAACCUGGGCACCGGGGCCGGCAAGGGCGAGCUGGAGCGAGCCUUCAGCUACUACGGGCCCCUGCGCACCGUGUGGAUCGCGCGGAACCCGCCGGGCUUCGCCUUCGUGGAGUUUGAAGACCCAAGAGAUGCUGAAGAUGCAGUUCGAGGUUUGGAUGGAAAGGUGAUUUGUGGCUCGCGAGUGAGAGUUGAGCUGUCAACAGGCAUGCCCCGCCGCUCCCGCUAUGAUAGACCUCCUGCACGGCGACCAUUUGAUCCUAACGACCGAUGUUACGAAUGUGGCGAGAAAGGUCAUUAUGCUUAUGACUGUCAUCGCUAUAGUCGUCGAAGGAGGAGCAGGUCACGUUCUAGAUCUCAUUCAAGGUCCAGAGGAAGAAGGUAUUCUCGGUCACGCAGCCGAAGCCGUGGUAGGAGGUCCAGGUCAGCUUCCCUUCGCAGAUCCAGAUCUGUCUCUCCUCGUAGAUCUAGAUCAGCCUCACCCCGCAGGUCCCGAUCGGGUUCUUUAAAAAGAUCAAGAUCUAGAUCCAGAUCACGAUCAAGAUCCAGGUCUGUUACAUGGCCAAGAAGCAGGUCUGGGUCCCAUGGUAGAUCUAAAUCUGGCUCACCUGCUAAAAGCCGAUCAAAGUCCAGAUCCCCCUCUCCAAAGAGAAGUCUGAGCCAUUUAUAACCAUUCUCCAUUAACUUGGGUAAGUAUGCUCUUCUGAACACUUGGAGACAAUUCUUCCAAGCUUGGUAAAAAUCUCCUGAGGGAAGGAGUGCAUGAGAAGGGGAGUAGCUUGUAACAUGCCACACUGAGACCUUGUUUGUACUCUUCCUUUUCCUCCUUACUCUGUUCUUUUCCUCUUAUUCUUUUGGACACUUUAGAAAAGACUGUCAAAUCUUAAAGAUGCAUUGUUUAUUCAUUAAAAAGACUAAUGACUCUAUAGCAAACUUGAGAUUUCUUACAUCCUUGAGGAUAUUGUCUAACAGUGUAUGUUUGCAAGGUCUGUUUUAGAAAAAAAACUAACUCACUAAAUUCAU
Molecule: messenger RNA, 1328 nt
Organism: Mauremys reevesii (Reeves's turtle)
Lineage: Eukaryota; Metazoa; Chordata; Testudines; Geoemydidae
Product: serine/arginine-rich splicing factor 7
Exons: 9
Coding region: 262-975 (237 amino acids)
Biological process (GO): mRNA splicing, via spliceosome
Cellular component (GO): nuclear speck
Molecular function (GO): zinc ion binding; RNA binding
Source: RefSeq, a predicted model, not a curated record